GCCCACACCCCACUCAAAAUAUAUCCGUGGUCCAGACGCUCUAUGCUACCAGUUGUUUUUACAGCCAGUCAGUAACAUACUGACUAAAAUAAAUCCUUUUUGUAGACUAUUUGUAGCAACUUCCUAACUGAAGAUCAUAUAUCCUAAAGCGCAGCAUCCAGAUUGAGACGCGUUGUUAAACACAGAGGACAAAUAUUAUUCUUUUUAAAUCCGUUAAAAAGGAGCGAAGAUGGUGUCCGCUGGACUGGAGAUCCUUGGACUGGGACUGUGCGUCAUUGGUUCGCUCCUGGUGAUGGUCGUUUGCGGGCUGCCCAUGUGGAAGGUGACGGCGUUCAUCGAGGCCAACAUUGUGGUGGCUCAGACCAUCUGGGAUGGGCUCUGGAUGUCCUGUGUGGUGCAGAGCACGGGCCAGAUGCAGUGCAAGGUGCACGACUCGGUCCUUGCGCUCGGCCACGACCUGCAGGCGGCGCGAGCCCUGACCGUCAUCGCAUGUGUGUUUGGCGUGCUGGGGCUAAUGGUGGUGAUCGCCGGGGCGCAGUGCACCAACUGCAUCAAUGACGAGAACGUCAAAGCCCGGGUGGUGAACGCCGGAGGGGUUAUCUACAUAAUCAGUGGCCUGUUUGUUUUAGUCCCUCUCUGCUGGAUGGCCAACAACAUAAUCUCGGAUUUCUACAACCCACAGGUGCCCGCGUCCAAGAAGAGGGAGAUUGGGGCUGCGCUCUACAUCGGUUGGGCGGCCACUGCGCUCCUGCUGAUCGGGGGCGCGCUCCUCUGCUGCUCCUGUCCUUCUAACGGGAAUUCCGGCUACUCGGCGAAAUAUGCCCCGACCAAACGGGCCACACCGAACGGGACCGUGGACUAUGACAAAAGGAAUUACGUGUAGCCCUGCGUCUCACCCUCAUGAUGGGGUGGCUAGGCUGUGCUUAAAUGUGGUCUGUGGUUUUUUGAAAAACGUAUUUUUGCACCUGCAGUUUACUCUGAACUUUGAAAUAAAUGAAAGCGUCAUUCCCUUUUGUAGUAACACUGACUUUAAACUAAACACAAUAUUGGAGAACAUAUUCAUUCAUCCUUUUUUUUUGCAAACAGAAGAAAAUAAACGUUUGGAGACUAUGCGUAUAGCCUAAAGUGAUAGCCAAUGACAAAAAGGAGCGUCUUUGUUUUAGGUACAGUAUUGUUUUAAAUGUCCAAGGCUAUAUUUUCUAUAAUUGCUCAUAAACCUUUGCAUUUAGAAAUGUUUACCGGAAUUUGUUUUUCUAAAGGAAGUUCUAAUGACAAUAUAUCUGCUGUCUUUUUACUUCAGUGUAGGCUACAGUGACUUCAGAGUGGUUUAACUCCAAACCACUUAAAAGGUUUUUGGACAAUGGAUUUUUGCUGCAUGAGACUGUGUGAAGAUAGACGAAAACAUGUUGGCCUAUUUUCAAACCAAUACACAACUCAGGCAUUCUUACAUUUGUCUAUAACAGCGAGAAAUCACAUAUUACACAAAUUAGGACCAUAGAUUUAGAUGUCAAAUAUAGGAUGUCCACAACACCUGUUCUGGAGUCUAAAUUAUUUUAGGAUAAAACAAAACAUUUAGCAAACUUGUGUUUUAUAUAUGUACAUAUUGUGCCGGAUGUGUUUCUUUUCAUGGAUUUUUAGGAAUAUACUGCUGUUUUACUGACUGGUUUUGAUGUAAAGAUCCAUUGUGUAUUUGAUGCAAUAUUCUUCUUUCCAUUGUUACACUGACAUUAAACGGAUAUUGUUUAAA
Messenger RNA from Oncorhynchus nerka (sockeye salmon), 1747 nucleotides. RefSeq names its product claudin-4-like. The record is from RefSeq and is a predicted model, not a curated record. Gene Ontology annotation, cellular component: plasma membrane; bicellular tight junction. The transcript has a single exon. NCBI's taxonomy places the organism in Eukaryota, Metazoa, Chordata, Actinopteri, Salmoniformes, Salmonidae. The coding region runs from base 230 to 883 and encodes 217 amino acids. Gene Ontology annotation, molecular function: structural molecule activity. Gene Ontology annotation, biological process: bicellular tight junction assembly; cell adhesion.